AUGGCCGAUUCAUCUGCGCUGCCCGAGCUUCCACAAGAAAGCAUCAACGACGCCUUGCAGGUGAACAAGGAUUUGGAGAGAGUUAUAGAAGCCGUGGAAGAUAUAUCCGUGCAGUUGACCUGGAUGGGUUAUGACAUGGUGGCACUGCGGACCAGUCCCGAGCUGGGGACUUCUAUGCAGAAACUGGAAGAAGCAUAUAAUAAAUGCAGAGCUAUUAUCUGUGGAGACCGACAAGAGCCCGAGUCAGAAAUGCAGACCCAGCUGAGGCAAUGUGAUCUGAUCGUGUGUGUUGGCCACCCUGACAAGAAGCCUCCUCUGAGAAUCCACGAGGCGCUGAAGCAGCAGCAGCAGCCCCCAGCAUGA
Notothenia coriiceps (black rockcod) is the source of this 363-nucleotide messenger RNA. It is a transcript of the gene syce3, whose product is annotated as synaptonemal complex central element protein 3. NCBI's taxonomy places the organism in Eukaryota, Metazoa, Chordata, Actinopteri, Perciformes, Nototheniidae. Gene Ontology annotation, biological process: spermatogenesis; synaptonemal complex assembly; reciprocal meiotic recombination. Bases 1 to 363 code for a protein of 120 amino acids. The record is from RefSeq and is a predicted model, not a curated record. The transcript has 3 exons.